Messenger RNA from Cherax quadricarinatus, 2304 nucleotides. RefSeq names its product major facilitator superfamily domain-containing protein 6. The record is from RefSeq and is a predicted model, not a curated record. Gene Ontology annotation, cellular component: membrane. Gene Ontology annotation, molecular function: transmembrane transporter activity. Lineage: Eukaryota; Metazoa; Arthropoda; Malacostraca; Decapoda; Parastacidae.
UGACCGCCGGUGAGGAGGGUGAUGUUACUGCCUCAUCGUAUAAUAAUUUGACUUAAAAUCUUAUAAAAUAAUUUAUUUGCAUGCACAAUUUUUUUUCCACCAGCAGUGUCUUAUGAGUUUGUUCUACCGACGAUUAUCAAAGAGGAUAAGAGACAUAUGAAUAAAUCUGUGCAAAAAAAGUAAAAAGUAGCAGAAAUAAGUCAGAUUUAAGAAAAGUAAGAGAAGACCUGAGAACUUGUUUUAUAUUCGUAUCCCCAGCCAGCAUGAUCGCCACCGCCACUGCCGUCCUACAUGACUUCCUCUCCGAUCUCGUAGAUCUUAAACUCUUGAUCAUCAAGAGUAUCUACUUCACACUGCUAGCAGGUGUAGUGAUGCUGUGGCCACAGUUGACCCUGCAUCAGCAGCAGCUGGGACUGACCACUUACCAGACGGGGAUCUGCAGCUCUGCCAUGUCUCUGCUCACCAUGCUGGUACCAAUCCUCGCUGGCUUCACCGGCGAUAAACUCGGCAAUUACAAGGUAUUGAUGAGUAUAGCAACAGCGGGGGCGGGUCUAGGAGCAUUUCUUUUCACCGUUGUGCCCAGCGCCAACACGACUACUGUUUACUACCUCGCCAACGGGACGACCAACAACAGCCUCGUUAACGGGAUGAUCAACGGAAGGGACCUCACUAAUGGGAUAACCAAUGGUAGCAAUCUCACUUACGAGACGACCAACCUCAUUAACGGGAAGAUCAACGACAGCGACCUCCUUAACGGGAGGGUCACAACGGUUAAGGUCGACCCAGAAAAGUUGACUGUGACCUUCUGGAGUUAUCUGGUUGUGAGACUUCUGUUUGGAAUGUUCCAGUCAGUGGGUUACACAUUAUACGAGGGGGCAGUGAUGGCUCACGUGCAGGAGCGAGGUAUCAACUAUGGCUACCAGAGGGCCUGGGGCACAAUGGCUGUCAUAGUCGGCUCUCUCCUGGGUGGCUACCUCGUUGACAUCACUAGUGGCUUCAAAAUGAUCUUCUGGAUGUCUGCGGGGUUGCAUGUCGUGUCGGCAGGCCUCAUGCUGCUGCUAACGAUGAACUUCAAGCUGCCGACGCAGUCCCUGACGAGGGAGAUCUUCAGGUACCUGCUCAAUGUUGAAGUUAUCCUGCUCUUCUCCGCCAUGUUGGCCGCAGGUGUACUGAUUGGGUACCUGGAGACGUUCAUGUACCGGUACCUAGUGAACCUGGGUGCUAGCAGCAUGCUGGUCAGUCUCACAGUGACGGUAGGAGCGCCCUUCGAGCUACUACUCACUCUCCUCACGUCACACCUGGUCAGGCAUAUUGGUCAUGCUCCACUCAUCAUGUUCGGCUUGUCUGCCUAUGCUGUUAGGCUGGUUGGUCUUAGCAUGCUGGUGGACCCGUGGUGGGUGCUGCCGCUGGAGGCGCUGGAGUCGGUGGCCAACGGUCUACUCUUCACCGCCGCCAUAAUGUACUGCACUCUCCUCUUCCCAAUGGACAUCAUCGCCUCCUCCCGCGGCAUCUUUGCCGUCGUAUACUUCGGCGUCGGCAAGUUGCUGGGCACAUUGAUAGGUUCUGAGGUGCGGGAGGUGCUGGGAGACAGAGCCACCUUCAGGGUGCUGGCCGGUAUUGCUCUAGCCUUCGCCCUCACCUACUGUCUCGCCUUCUACACCUUCAGACGACGCAUGAGCGGCAUUCUCGACCUAAGAACCUCGCCUCCAACCCCUGCCUCCCACCAUAACGUCUCCCAGGACAUCAAGGCCGCCCAAGGCACCACUCAAAUCGCUCAUGAUACCUUUUUUAAGACCUUGCAACCAACCGUAGUUACCCACCCAACAACUAAACAUGGUAUUAGUAACUACAUUUGUAGGGUAGAUGAUGAGUAGGAGUGGUAAGUAGGCUUCUGAGGUAGUGAGUAUUAUGUCGAGUAGGGUGUUGAGGUGAGCAAUAUUGACGUGAGUAGUGUUGGGGGUGAUUGUAAGGUUCAGAGGAUUAAAAGUUAUUAGGUACAGAGAGGUAAUGGUUGUUAGGUUCAGAGAGUUAAUGAUUGUUAGGCUCAGAGGAUCACUGGCUUGUAUUGUACCUGAACUUGUCUCUCAUGACCAGUGAAAAUUACAAACCUCGUGGCACACAUGAGGCAAACAUUGAUUUUUUUUUGUGAAGCCUCAUGUCAAGUUCUUUAUUACUCCACAUACAGAGGGAAGGAUCUUUACUGAGGCCCGAAAGUACAAAAGUAUUUUUUUCACUUUUCAUAUUUUUAUUAUAAUCAAGUAAUAUUGAAUGUUUGAAAAUAUAUGGAUACAGAUUCUAUAUUAA